ACAUCAAACAAGGUAGAGUAGAAAUUGGAUUUGUUACUAUCGGGCAAGAGAGGAAGAGGCUGCUUUCGUCUUCAACCUCAGAGCUCCAAUUUGCCCUAGCUUUUGAUUUUGAUUCUGAUUUUCCAAUUCGAAUUCAAGUCAACAAAUUGAAGAGCGCCAUAGAGAGACAGAGAGGUCAAUAUGAAGACGACCAAGGGAGGCAAGGUCAUGAACCCUACCGACGCUUAUCGUAAGGAGCUUCGCAAAAAGGAAUUGAAACGGAACAAGAAAGAAAGGAAGAAGGUGAGGGAGGUUGGGAUCUUGAAGAAGGAUCCUGAGACUCUGAAGGAGCAGAUUGAUAAGUUGAAUAAGCAAAAGGCUGAUGGCGCUUUGGACAAAGCAAGAAAACACAAGAAGAGGCAGCUAGAAGAUACGCUUAAUCUUGUUAUGAAGAAGAGGAAGGAAGUUGAAGAGAAAGCAAAGGAGAAGGGUGAGACGCCGGUUAUGUUCAGUCAUUUGGGACCACCUAAAAGACGAACAACUGCUGAGGAAGAAGAAAGAGCGAAGAAUCCGCAGCCUGAGGACUCUGUUUACUACCACCCAACCUUGAAUCCUACUGGGGCCCCACCACCAGGAAAGCCUCCAAUGUUUCAAUCAUCGAUAGGGCCAAGAAUUCCUUUAUCUGAUGGUUCAUCAAGUGGGGCAGCAUCAUCCUCUCAGGAUGGUGUAUUAUCUGAUGGUCUGCCCAAUUUUGGCAUCAAUGGCCUCGGUGAUGGCUCCGUUCUUCCUGAGUCUUUGCCUUUACCUCCUCCGCCUCCAUUGCCACCCAACCCUGCAGCUUUAAACUCAGGUAUCUCAUUGCCACCACCUCCACCUCCUCCUCCUGGACCUCUGCCUCCUAACGAGCAGAUUGCUAAUCGCACUCUCCUUCCCCCUCCUCCACCUCUUCAUCAGUCUGCACAGCCACCUCCACCUGGUAUCAGUGGAAGUGAGAGGGAGAACAAUCAAUCUCCAUUUUCUGAUCAACCUCCCUCCAAGGAUCCCACACAGUUUCCUUCUCUCUUGCAGGUGCCAACGAUACUUCCUCCCCCUCCUGGUUUGCCUCCAAAUUCGACAAAUACUCAAUUUGAAGGUGCAACUUCUGAUGCUGAAACAAAUACUACUCUAGUGACCAGGGAUCUUGCUAAGAUGGUUCCACCACCACCUCCUCCACGACAACAACCUCCACUGCCUGGACCUACCCUGAUUCCAAAUAUACAUCCCGAUGUGUUACCCCCUGGUAUCGCUCGGUUUCCUCCACCACCACCGCCACCAGAUAUGCGGCCACCAUUGUCUGCUCCUGGACUUCCUGGUCGACCGGCUCCACCAGGCAUGAUGAUCCCAAUGAUUCCCAGGCCACCAUACGGACCUCCCCCUGGACCUCCCCCAAUGAUGAGACCACCACUUCCACCUGGCCCUCCUCCUACAUUUCAAGAAGAUGAUCAUACAGCAUAUGGAAUGGCUGCUCAUCAUAAACCAUCGUAUAUAAAAUCGGCAGCAUCUACUGUUGUCAAGAGGCCUCUAGCUCAGCAUACUCCAGAACUUACAGCCAUGGUUCCUGCAUCUGUUCGGGUUAGGAGAGAGAUGGCUGCCCCCAAAGCAAAACCAAAAGCAUCACUUCCAACUACAUCAGUGGCUGCCCGGCCAGCAACUACUUUCGUGAAACCAGAGCCAGUGAACUCAUCAUCAGGAACAAAGGCAGGAAGCAUUGAUGACUCUUACAUGGCCUUCCUGGAGGACAUGAAGGCACUUGGUGCACUUGAAGGUUGAUAACAUAGUAGCUUGUUGAGGGGCUCAAAGAUAAAGAAGGAUGGCAUGCCUGUAGGAAACCACGGGCUGUAAAUGAAGCUGGGGUUGAGCAUAUUUGAUUGUCAAUGUCCUCAGGGGUUGAGCGUAUUUGAUUGGCAAUGUCCUCAGUUUCCUAAUGCAUCAAUUUCAUGGUGAACUUCUGUAUUAUCAGACCAAAGAUGUGGUAGAAGUUCGGGAUGUAUGAUAUUUAAUUGAUAUUUAAUAUAAAUGAUUACAACUGCUCCUUCUUGAGU
Molecule: messenger RNA, 2060 nt
Organism: Fragaria vesca subsp. vesca
Lineage: Eukaryota; Viridiplantae; Streptophyta; Magnoliopsida; Rosales; Rosaceae
Exons: 9
Coding region: 181-1788 (535 amino acids)
Biological process (GO): mRNA cis splicing, via spliceosome
Cellular component (GO): spliceosomal complex
Source: RefSeq, a predicted model, not a curated record